Messenger RNA from Lasiodiplodia theobromae, 1845 nucleotides. Its product is annotated as FGGY-family carbohydrate. Gene Ontology annotation, molecular function: phosphotransferase activity, alcohol group as acceptor; kinase activity. The coding region runs from base 1 to 1845 and encodes 614 amino acids. The transcript has 3 exons. Lineage: Eukaryota; Fungi; Ascomycota; Dothideomycetes; Botryosphaeriales; Botryosphaeriaceae. The record is from RefSeq and is a predicted model, not a curated record. Gene Ontology annotation, biological process: carbohydrate metabolic process.
AUGUCGUCCCUGCCCUACAGAGCUCCCCCCUCGCGCAAGCAGUCGCGCCAGAUGUCGACUGACCCGCGCAAUGAGCUCCACCCGCACGUCGACCACUACAUCGGUGUCGAUGUCGGCACGGGCAGCGCGCGUGCCUGCAUCAUGAACGACCACGGCGACAUUGUCGGCCUUGCCUCCGAGAACAUUGGCCUCUGGCAGCCGCAGACGGGCUACUACGAGCAAUCCACCAGCGACAUUUGGCGGUGCAUCUGCUCAUCCAUCCGUCGCGCCCUGGACCAGCACAACAUCGACGCUGACACCGUCCGCGGCAUUGGCUUCGAUGCCACCUGCUCGCUCACUGUCUUCAACUCCGAGACAGACGAGCCCGUGUGCAUCACCGGCCCCAACUUCGACAACCGUGAAGGCCAUGACCGCAACGUCAUCCUGUGGCUUGACCACCGCCCCGUCGACGAGACGGUCAAGAUCAACAACACCAACCACAACCUGCUCCGCUAUGUCGGUGGCAAGAUGUCCAUCGAAAUGGAAAUCCCCAAGGUCCUUUGGCUGAAGAACAACAUGCCCAAGGAACUGUUUGACAAGUGCAAGUUCUACGACUUGACCGAUGCUCUGACUCACAUGGCCACUGGCAACGAGACCCGUAGCUUCUGCAGCGUCGUCUGCAAGCAGGGCUUCGUCCCUGUUGGCGUGGACGGCAGUGUCAAGGGUUGGCAGGAGGAUUUCCUCAAGGAGAUCGGCCUGGAAGAGCUUGUCGAAGACAACUUCAAGCGCAUGGGUGGCGUCAACGGGGUGAACGGUGAAUACUUGACUGCUGGUGAGCUUGUUGGUACCCUGAGUGAGAAGGCCGCCAUGGAUAUGGGUCUGCCCGCUGGCAUCGCCGUUGGCAGCGGUGUCAUCGAUGCGUACGCUGGUUGGAUUGGCACGGUCGGUGCCAAGGUCAAGCUGUCCGACGAGGAGCUCAACGCCGAUGUGCCCAAGAACGACGUUUCCCAGGCCUUCACCCGUCUGGCCGCCGUUGCUGGUACCUCCACCUGCCACUUGGCCAUGUCUCGCGAUCCUGUUUUCGUCAACGGUGUAUGGGGUCCAUACCGUGACGUUCUGCUUCCCGACUACUGGAUGGCAGAAGGUGGACAGAGUGCUACCGGUGAGCUGCUCAAGCACACGAUUGAGACUCACCCUGCCUUCAACGAAGCCAUGUCUGUGGCUGAGACGUUCAACACGAACAUCUAUGAGUACCUGAACGAACACCUCCGGGAGAUGGCUGAGAAGCAGGACGCGCCCUUCAUCAGCUGGCUCGGCAGGCACCUGUUCUUCUACGGUGACCUGUUCGGCAACCGCUCUCCAAUUGCCGACCCCAACAUGAGGGGCUCGUUCAUUGGUCUCAGCAGCGACAAGUCGCUAGACGCUCUGGCACUGGCAUACUUGGGAACCAUGGAGUUUAUCGCUCUGCAGACCCACCAGAUCAUUACUGCGAUGAACGAGUCUGGCCACUCGAUCUCAUCCAUCUUCAUGUCCGGCUCGCAGUGCCAGAACGACAUCCUGAUGCACCUGAUUGCCGCCGCUUGCGACAUGCCGGUUCUCAUUCCCCGCUACGUCCACGCUGCCGUCGUUCACGGUGCGGCCAUGCUUGGUGCCAAGGCUGCUUCGACCGAUAAGGAGGGUAAGAGCACCCCGCUGUGGGAAAUCAUGGACCGCUACAGCAAGCCCGGUAAGGCUAUCAAGCCUACCAAGAACGAGGGUGAGAAGAAGCUGCUGGCGACCAAGUACAAGGUCUUCCUUGAGCAGAUCGAGAACCAGACCCGCUACAGGAAGCUGGUCGACGAAACCGUCGCGAGCCUCAAGGCUUAA